ACACAUGUUCCCAGUGAGAAAGCGAACGAUACUCCUCUCUCUCUCUCUCUCUCUCUCUCUCUCUCUCUCUUUGCGAUACAUAUUCAACAAUGGCGACGACGAAGGAGGGGGCGGAGAAGGGGGAGGAGCCCGCGCUGGGAAUCCCCUAUCCCUACUCCUCCGGCGCAGCUCCGGCGCAGGCGGGGGCGGCGGUGGCGGCGCCGGCGCCGGCGCCGGUUCACUACUACUACGUCGGGGAGAACCCGUACCAGGCGGGGAUGAUCCCCCCCAACGCGGUGGUGGGCGACCCCAAGGGGAUCCCGCUGCGCCAGACGAUGUUCGGCGACACCCCCGCCCCACUCCAGUGCCCCCUCUGCGGCGCCUCCGGCCUCUCCACCGUCAGGUACUCCGGAUCCGCUUGGAUUUUUGGUCCUUUUUGAUUUGGUUUUAAGUCG
Ananas comosus (pineapple) is the source of this 434-nucleotide messenger RNA. RefSeq lists its product as uncharacterized. The transcript has a single exon. The record is from RefSeq and is a predicted model, not a curated record. Lineage: Eukaryota; Viridiplantae; Streptophyta; Magnoliopsida; Poales; Bromeliaceae. Bases 90 to 419 code for a protein of 109 amino acids.